AUGGCUUUCAAAAAUGCUGCUUUCCUCCUCCUGAUGACCACAAUGUGCCUCAUAAUGAGUGCAAACAAUGCAAUUGCCAAUGCGAGGAACAUGGCUGCUGGGGGGAUCAAAACCGGCAGCCAAGGCGGUGAAGGCGGCAGCGGGGGCCAAGGGGGCUUAGGGGAGUGCUGGAAUGCGCUUGUGGAGCUGAAAUCAUGUUCAAAUGAAGUGGUUCUGUUUUUCCUCAACGGGCAGGCUGAUAUUGGGACUGACUGUUGCAAAGCCAUUGCCACAAUCACGCACCACUGCUGGCCUGCCAUGCUGACGUCGCUUGGCUUCACGGCGGAGGAGGGUAACAUUUUGCGAGGCUACUGUGAUGCCGCUUCCGCUGCUGGUUCUACUGAUAAUGCUUCUUCCUCCGCCCCGGCUUCGCCUCCUCUUGCUGCUGCUUCCUCCGCCGCUACCCCAGCCAUUUAA
Prunus armeniaca (apricot) is the source of this 456-nucleotide messenger RNA. The record is from the annotation of a GenBank genome assembly. NCBI's taxonomy places the organism in Eukaryota, Viridiplantae, Streptophyta, Magnoliopsida, Rosales, Rosaceae.